AUGCUGGGGAUGGAAAACGGAGCUGACACAGCUCUUCGGGUUAUGAGACUAGCUACUGUGGCCAACAACAAGUUGAAAAGGAAAGGUAUUACGGACAGACAGUUGAGUCGAAUGGCAAAAUGUGGGAAGUCUAAGACUGAUCCUCAUACAUGUUCCAAUCUUCAUCGUCUCCUGGCAAAGUCUGGGAAGUUGCCAUCGAUGUGCACGCGUUUGCUCUACACGGUGCUACCUUCUCCAUACACCAAGGACAGCUUCCAGCGGCUACUUCGGUUGCUGACUGACGAUCUGAAGUCAUUGCAGGAAUGGUAUGACGUCAAGGGUGCCAUGAGAUCCUUGACACCUUCAGCUACAAACCCGAACCCGUUCAAGGCUGAUGAGCCCAGGAGUCCACUUCGGGAUCUUUUGACUGGGGAUGACACAAGAUACAUUCGGAUUGACCCUGCCCAUACGUUUGCAAUCGAUGGAAUCGGGAAAGAUUUCUUGGCCAGUACCAUCGUUAUGUUAGUUCGGAUGUGGCAUUUUGGUAGAGGAAAUGCAGGGCAUGCACUGCAGAAUGCCUAUGCUAGCUUCAUGGCCUAUUGCUCAGCACGUAAGAAAACGACCAGUAUCCAGGAUUUCAGCUUUGCCACCCUCAAACUCCCUCAGAACACGCUGAAAGGUUUCCCACGUGGUUUGGGAAAAGGACAUGACGCCGCUGUUCUCGGCGCCUGGCUUGCGGAGGAAGUGCAACAGAUCUCGGCAGCCUCAGUCGACCCGCAGUAUCGGGACAUCCUGGAAGUCAUCAAACUUACCUGCUGUUCCAAUGACCGCUUCUGGCGAACCAUCUACGAGCAUGGGGUAUGGAUUCCGUAUGAUGUGGGAGUUCAAAUUGUACAAGAUGGAUGGGCUUUCACAGAUGGGUAUUCAACUUUGGCUUCAUUGACCGCAGCAAUGGGCAUCCAUGGAUACCACACCAGACCAAAAUUACACAUGCAAGCCCACAUCACGCUCGACAUGCAACACCAAUUAGCCAGACCAGGCUGCAAAUUCAUUUUGAGUCCGUCAGCACAUAUGUGCUGGACGGAUGAGGAUAUGAUAGGAAGGAUCUCUAGAUUGUCUAGACGUUGUCAUGCUCUCACCACAGCCCGUCGAACAAUAGACAGGGCAUUGUGCAAUUACCGUCGUUUGUUUAGCAUCCAUUUUAGUGGUAGCUAUAUGCAGAAUGGGAACCCAUAA
This is a messenger RNA of Cladocopium goreaui, 1215 nucleotides long. NCBI's taxonomy places the organism in Eukaryota, Dinophyceae, Suessiales, Symbiodiniaceae. The record is from the annotation of a GenBank genome assembly.